Molecule: messenger RNA, 501 nt
Organism: Chaetomium fimeti
Lineage: Eukaryota; Fungi; Ascomycota; Sordariomycetes; Sordariales; Chaetomiaceae
Product: Longin-like domain-containing protein
Exons: 3
Coding region: 1-501 (166 amino acids)
Biological process (GO): endoplasmic reticulum to Golgi vesicle-mediated transport
Cellular component (GO): TRAPP complex
Source: RefSeq, a predicted model, not a curated record
AUGGCUGUUUACUCGUUCUACAUCUUCGACCGGCAUACCGAAUGCAUCUACACCAAAACCUGGCUCCCCCCAGCGACCUCGGCACCCGAUGGGGGAGGGGGACCACAAGGGCCAACAGCCGCCCAGCACGCCCCCCAACAACACCAACAGCAACAACUGCGCACCUCAUCAGCGGACGACGCGAAGCUGAUCUUCGGCACGGUGUUCUCGCUGCGCAACAUGGUGCGCAAGCUGGGCGGGGAGGACGACGCGUUCGUGGCGUUCCGCACCGCCCACUACAAGCUGCACUACUACGAGACGGCGAGCAGCCUGCGGCUGGUCAUGCUGACCGACACGGCGACGCCCAGCAUGCGCAACGUGCUGCACCAGGUGUACAUCAACCUGUGGCUGGAGUAUGUGGUCAAGAAUCCGCUGUCGCCGGUCGAGCACAAGGGCGGUGCGGGUGUCAAGAACGAGUUGUUUGAGUUGGCGCUGGAUCAGUUCAUCAGGGGGCUGAUGUGA